AUGUCGUCCCAAGGCUGCCCGACGCUCGGUGAUGCUGACCGAAAUCGAGAUCCAAGGCUGUACCUGUUGGGAGAGUCCCACCACCCUGAGCAAGGCUUGACCACCGUUGGCCACUGGCCUCACCAGAGCCCAAGGCACACCAGGGAGGAGCCCUCAGGCAGUUCUCUAGGAAAGAUUAAGUUUAACCCCACGGUGCAACACAUUGUGAUUAAUGAGCACAAGGAUGUCACGUUUAAUUGCUCCAUCAAGGUACCUCAGCUGCUGCUCAGGCCGGACACCCCUGGCAUUUCCUUGUGGAAGGAUGGGAGGGAGCUAGACAUGCAGGACCGCAUUGCCACCAGCCACUUUGAGAUCUCUGAUGAGGAGGAGGUCUCAAUGACCUCCACCUUCAGCAUCCUUGCGGCCCAGCGCUCGGAUAACGGCUCCUACGUCUGCAAACUCAACAUUUCUGGCAUGGAGGUGGUGUCUGAUCCCAUCUUGGUGCAGCUGGAAGGGCUCCCACACUUCAUUCGUCAGCCUGAGAAGCUGAAUGUCACCAAGAACACCCCCUUCAACCUCACGUGCCAAGCCGUGGGCCCGCCAGAGCCUGUGGAGAUCUACUGGUUCCGCAACAACAUCCGAGUCAAUGAGAAGCCCCACAUCUCCCCGUCGGUCCUGACCGUGCCAGGUGUGAGUGAACCGACGCUGUUCAGCUGCGAGGCUCACAACAGGAAGGGGCUGACUGCCUCCAGCCCGGGGCAGGUCAACGUGAAAGGAAUACCAUCCCCACCUGCCAGCCUGCGUGUCCUCAAUAGAACAGGUCACAGUAUUGCGGUGUCCUGGGUGCCAGGCUUCGAUGCCUUCUCUGCCUUGAACAGCUGCAGUGUCCAGGUAAACAUCCAUCACCCCCCCUUUGCCCCUGCAACCCCCCUCGCACAGACACAGGUGGAAAUCAGUGUGAGUGAACCGACGCUGUUCAGCUGCGAGGCUCACAACAGGAAGGGGCUGACUGCCUCCAGCCCGGGGCAGGUCAACGUGAAAGGAAUACCAUCCCCACCUGCCAGCCUGCGUGUCCUCAAUAGAACAGGUCACAGUAUUGCGGUGUCCUGGGUGCCAGGCUUCGAUGCCUUCUCUGCCUUGAACAGCUGCAGUGUCCAGGUCGAGGAAGCCGUUCCACGAAGCAACAUCUCGCUUCUGCUCUUCAACACCUCGGUGCCUCCCCACGUGUAUCACAUCCAGCAGCUGGGGCCCAUGGCCGACUAUAACAUCCGCGUUUCCUGCAGGAAUGAGGUGGGCUGGUCGGCGUUUAGCCCCUGGAUAAUCGCCAGCACCACCGAGGGAGCUCCGACAACCCCACCACUCAACGUCACGGUGUCGUUCAACGAAUCCAGCUCCUCCCUGGAGAUCCGAUGGAUGAAGCCGCCCCUGAGGAGGAUCCAUGGGGAAUUACAGGGCUAUCACAUCUGGUACAGGUGGCAGAACUCCAAGGGGCUGCAGAACGUCUCCGCCGAAGCCCGGCAGAACGCCAGCGUGGCCAUCCUGCCCGUGGUGGCCACCAACGCCACCUGCUCCGUCCGCGUGGCUGCUGUCACCAAGGGGGGAGUGGGACCUUUCAGCAGCCCAGUGGAGGUCUUCAUCCCUGGCGGUGGAUUAAUAACCUCCGCCCCCUCUUCGACUCCAGCCUCUGGGAACGCGGACUCCUUUGUCAUAGCCCUGGGCUUUAUCUGUGGGACAAUUGCUGUGGGGCUGAUCCUCUGCUUGACUGUGGUCAUCCAGAAAAGAUGCGUGGAAACAAAAUACGGGAAUGCUUUCAGCAGAAACGACUCGGAGCUGGCAGUGAACUACACGGCCAAGAAGUCCUACUGCCGGAGAGCUGUUGAACUUACACUCAGCAGCCUGGGCGUCAGCAGCGAGCUCCAGCAGAAGCUGCAGGAUGUUGUCAUAGACAGGAAUGCUCUCAGCCUGGGGAAGGUCCUAGGAGAGGGUGAGUGCUGGGUCUGGACACCUGGGGAUGGACAUAAGGGGCAGCUGGUGGGAAAGGCCACGAGGAAGGAAUGUCUAUUUGCAGACUGUACUCCAGAGACGUGGAAGGAGGAGUUUGUGCCCCUGCAGACGCUGGUGAAGUUCAUGGUCGAUAUCGCCCUGGGGAUGGAGUAUCUGAGCAGUCGGCAGUUUCUCCACAGGGAUUUGGCAGCUCGAAACUGCAUGUUACGGGACGACAUGACGGUGUGCGUGGCGGACUUCGGUUUGUCCAAGAAGAUUUACAGCGGGGAUUACUACCGCCAGGGCCGAAUAGCAAAAAUGCCAGUGAAAUGGAUUGCCAUUGAGUCCCUGGCUGACCGUGUCUACACCACCAAGAGCGAUGUGUGGGCAUUCGGCGUUACCAUGUGGGAGAUAGCGACCCGGGGGAUGACGCCGUACCCAGGAGUGCAGAACCACGAGAUCUACGAGUACCUCUUCCACGGGCAGCGCCUGAAAAAGCCCGAGGGUUGCUUGGAUGAGCUGUAUGAAAUAAUGUCUGCGUGCUGGAGAGCCAACCCUGCUGCCCGCCCGACCUUCUCACAGCUGAAGGUUCAUCUGGAGAAGCUGCUGGAAAACCUGCCCACCGUCAGGGGCUCCGGGGACGUCAUCUACAUCAACACCAGCCUGCCCGAGGAGAGCCCAGACUCCACACAGGAUUCGGGCUUCCCCCAAGGGGACUCUGAUUUGGACCCUGGAGAUGUUGCUGAGCCCUGCUCUCCUGGAGUGGAGGCAGCGCUGGUGGCUGUGGAUGUCCACCACAACGAACAAUGGGGGACGAGGUACGUCCUGGAGGAGCAGCUCGGUGGCCCCGUGGAGGAAGCCUACAUCCCUCUGCUGCCCAGCAGGGUGGCCGGCGAGGGCUCAGGGUGGACCCAGGCCAGCACCUUGCCCAGUGGCAGCUCACUGGCCCCGGGGCUGCCCUGCACCCAUGGCUGUGGGGAGGACUCCGAAGAAGUGCUGCUGUGAAAGGGGCAGCCUGUGCAGAGCGGGGUGUAAACGGGCUCGGGGAGAAGGACAGAGGGUGUAUAUUUUAAUAAAUGGUCGCCUGUUCACAGAA
Calidris pugnax (ruff) is the source of this 3058-nucleotide messenger RNA. RefSeq names its product MER proto-oncogene, tyrosine kinase (gene MERTK). Lineage: Eukaryota; Metazoa; Chordata; Aves; Charadriiformes; Scolopacidae. The transcript is spliced from 19 exons. Gene Ontology annotation, molecular function: transmembrane receptor protein tyrosine kinase activity; ATP binding; protein binding. Gene Ontology annotation, cellular component: signaling receptor complex. The record is from RefSeq and is a predicted model, not a curated record. Bases 1 to 2967 code for a protein of 988 amino acids. Gene Ontology annotation, biological process: protein phosphorylation; multicellular organism development; cell migration.